Messenger RNA from Amphimedon queenslandica, 1079 nucleotides. RefSeq names its product probable palmitoyltransferase ZDHHC24. NCBI's taxonomy places the organism in Eukaryota, Metazoa, Porifera, Demospongiae, Haplosclerida, Niphatidae. Bases 39 to 959 code for a protein of 306 amino acids. The record is from RefSeq and is a predicted model, not a curated record. The transcript has a single exon. Gene Ontology annotation, molecular function: palmitoyltransferase activity.
GUGUGAUCUAUCUUUAAGUGGGCGGUGCUUAUAUCAAAAUGGAGUUUUGGAGGGAAUAUCGUCCAAGGACUUCCACAGACUCCCUAGCGAUGGGGAUAACAAUGACUGCCCUUCCUAUUGGGUACUUACACGCAAUACUAUGGGUCACUCCGGCCCUGUAUCCUUUGGAUGAACGUUACAGCGAGGAAGACCUCAUUAGCCAUCAAAAAUGGCGCAUAGCUCACUGGCUGUCCAUGACUUAUCUAUUCGUCUCAAUAGUGGCUGAUAUAUACCUUGUACUUACCACCGACUCGACCUGUAAGAGUCUCACGCUUCCAGAUAUACCACAGAGCGGAUGGGCUCACUGUCCUUAUUGCAAUCACCCUGCUCCUCCACGAACCCAUCACUGCAGGACUUGUAAGAAAUGUGUCUUGCGUAGGGAUCAUCACUGCUUCUUUAUAGGCCGCUGCAUCGGUUACUUUAAUCACAAAUAUUUCCUCUUACUUCUUUUGCAUGCAAUGACAGCUUCGUUCUAUGGCAUCGUGAUGAGCUACAAGCUUCUGGUGUUCUUGAAUGGAGGAUUUUCGCUAGCUCUGCUAGGGACAGCAGUGUUUCCUAUAUUGCUUUGGAUGUUACAGAUUGUUCCCGUCCAUCCCAUCCUCCUCAUAGCGACUGGUUGUGCGAUGCUCUUCACUGUCAUGUGUGGCGGCUUAUUGGCCAUGCAUGGCUGGAAUCUUUAUAACGGUCAAACGUAUUGGGAAUCUCAGCAGAAGCUGCCUCAAACGAGAGGAUUACUGCAUAACAUUGUGGAUUUGAUGGGUACUAGGUGGUGGCUCAUAAUUUUAUGUCCAUUGUUAUCGUCACCUCAGCCCGGGGAUGGAAUGCAUUAUUCAUCUUACAAGAGCAAAAAGCCUGUCUCUACCAGGAAUCAAGACAGUGUAAAUAAUAAGACGGCAAGAAAAAUGGCAAAGGAACUGUAGCUUGAACAUUUUCCCAAUUUAUUUUAUUUGAUUGUCGCUUUAUUAUUAAGUAAAUGUAGCGAAUUCAAACCUUUUAUGUAGUUCAUUAUUACUUUAUUAAUAAAAAAUAGUUGAUUACUA